This is a messenger RNA of Naegleria gruberi, 1150 nucleotides long. RefSeq lists its product as uncharacterized. NCBI's taxonomy places the organism in Eukaryota, Heterolobosea, Eutetramitea, Acrasida, Naegleriidae. The record is from RefSeq and is a predicted model, not a curated record. The coding region runs from base 1 to 816 and encodes 271 amino acids. The transcript has a single exon.
AUGGUAAAACUCUUAGCCAACAAACAAGGGAGUGAUGAUGAUGAUGAUGAUGAUGAUUAUUACAGUGACGAUGAUGAUGGUGAUUAUACUGAUGACGAAGAUGGCGAAGAAGAAUUAUAUAAUAGUGGCGAUAGAACUGAAAAGGAAGAGUUUGAGAAACGAAUGGAGAUGUACAUGAAGGAAAUGUUGGAAGAGGAAGGUAUUGAUGAGGAAAGUGACGAAAGUGAGGAGGAAACUAAAAUUGUGAAGAAAGUGGUUGAGCCAAAGAAGAAGAAGCAGAAAAUGGAAAGUGGUCAAUCAGCAAGUAGCUCUUCUGGUCAAUCAGGAGUUUAUUUUAAUGUUAAAUUUGAUUUGCCAAGAAACAAAUUUAAUAGAGUAAUGUGUUUGUCAGUUCAGAAUGCUAAUCUGCGACAUUUACACAAUUUGCUCAUGUAUGCUUUUGAUUGGGAUGAUGGUCACUUGCACAUGUUUCACACCUGUAAAGGCGAAUUCACAGAUAGAAGUAUGUGUCAGGAAGGAAAAGAAGAAUCGAAAUGCAGAUUGGACUCGGUUUUGAAUAGAAGUGUUGACAGUAUUGAUUAUGUCUAUGAUUUUUCCAGUGAAUGGAAUAUUUCAAUUUCUUUGGAAAAGAUUUUAACAGAACAAGCCAUGAAAGCUCAAGCUGAAAAGUUGAAUAUUGAGUUGCCAAAUGAUUUAACAAAGGUUGUGUACUGUUGUGGUGGAUUGGGUGGAUCAAUUGAUGAAGAAUCUGGAAAGAAGAAGGGAACCUUUGAUAUCAAUAAGGAAAACAAGAGGAAAUUUAACAUUUGGAAUUAAAUGAUUAUUCCAAUGUUCUAUUGGAAUGAUAUUUAAAAUUUUUGCAAAUUGAAGUUCUUUCAUUAAGAUUAAGGAUUAUUUUAUCAAUCUGCAUUGUUCAACUUUAUUCAAUAUUGAAUUUGAAUAAUCAUAUAAUGUGACUUGGAACUACAAAGAUUUUAUCACAAGUCCUACUGCCAUUUCGUCUGCAAUUCAAUCAUUGGAAGCUCUUGGAUCUUCUUCACCAGAUUCUGCCUUGAGAGUUUUCCAAUCUUUGGAAUCCACAUACAAAUGCGGCAAAGACAGUUGACCGAAAUUGGCGCAAAGAUUAUCAAAGCAUACUUUAGUAAAUUGU